Psammomys obesus (fat sand rat) is the source of this 3038-nucleotide messenger RNA. RefSeq names its product protein interacting with cyclin A1 (gene Proca1). Bases 1709 to 2995 code for a protein of 428 amino acids. Gene Ontology annotation, molecular function: A2-type glycerophospholipase activity. The record is from RefSeq and is a predicted model, not a curated record. The transcript is spliced from 6 exons. Lineage: Eukaryota; Metazoa; Chordata; Mammalia; Rodentia; Muridae. Gene Ontology annotation, biological process: phospholipid metabolic process; arachidonate secretion.
UUGCCUGCCUUGGCCUGCAGUCGCUGCCCAGGCGCAACUUUUGAGCUUUAGGCUGCAGCCGCUGGCCUAGGCGGCUGCCCCAGAAACACCAACUAGGCACGGCUAGAACCCCUGGCCCCUUGCUCAUCCAGUGGGCAGGGGAUGGGCGAUCAGUUCCGUUGACCUUGAGGGUGGGAAAGUCUAAGGAUUCCACAAGUGACAUCAUAAUCAUCUCCAAGAAGGGAGACAUUUCCCAGGAAAGGACUCACUGCCCCUCUCUUGCACCCUCCUCUUUGUUUCCCCGCUUCUCCCCUCCUUACACCUCCUUUUUGCUGCUCAGGUGCCCAUCCUCUGGGCUUCAAAGGAGGGGAGGGGUUUCGCAGAACAAGAAGGAUCCUCUCUCUACAAAUGAGCACCCUGCUACCUGUUCCAAAGAAGAGACGACAGGCGGUUUCCCUUCCUUUCAAGCACUUACCCGUCCUCAUUCUGCUGCGGGAGCUCUGGACCUCUCUCUGGCUGCUCUCCUCUGUCUCUGUGGACAAAGGGGCAGACUGCCUUUCUAAAUCCAGCCGUCUUUGAUCCUUUCUGCUUUCCCUCCUAAACAGCUGAUGCUGUCAAUAUCUAUCAGGGGUAUUAGUGGAAAAUGAACAGGCUCCAACCCUUUAGGAUUCAAGCUGAAUAGGGAGGUUGUGGAUCAGGAUUAAGGAAAGUCAGAAGAGAGGAAUUUAGCAAUGUUGGGGAUUAAAAGCAAGUGUUUUGGGGCAUUACAACUGAAUAGGGAGCUGAAUCUCGUUUCAAGACUUGGCUUUGGAGCUUAUGACAUAGGGUGACCCUUAGCUUCUAUGUAACUCCUUAGCCAGCAAAGCACACAGGCUUUUAGUUCUGCGUCUGCUAUUGUCUUUCAUUCUGGGAGCCAGCCAGCCACAGUGGCCCACAUAUUUAACCCUAGUACUCUAGCAGCAGGGACAGGCAGAUCUCUGUGAAGUUAAGGGUAGCCUGGUCUACUAUUGAGUUCUGGGCCUGCCAGGUCUACAUAGUAAGACCAUGUCUCAAAAAACAAACAAAACAACUUUCAUUCUGAGCAGGUUGCUCCAUCUCUCUGGGUCUGGGUCUCUUGAUACAGACUUUUUUUUUUUUCUUUUGAGACAGGAUUUCUGUGUGUAGCCCUAGCUGUCCCGGGACACACAGAGAGCUGAGCGCCUCGUCUCUGCCUCCUUGAGUGCUGGGACUAAAGGCGUGCACCACCAUGCCCAGCCCUUGAUAUACAAUUUAGAAUCAAAAUCAAAGUCAUACAUUAAAAGCACACUGUAGGGUCUACAUUGUGAAAGUGUACAUCCUGGGAGAUUGUCUCCCCCAUAAAAGCUCUCAGGAGGACUGAGGGCUGGAGUUACAGCAUGAGCCCUGGAUCUGAUUCCCAGACAGCCCCAGUCAAGAGCAAAGGAGAAGAGGAGGGAGGGAAGGAGGGAUUAGGAGGUGAUGGGGGAGAGGGCUACAGCUGGGAUACAAAGUAAAGUGUAAUUAAUAAAAAUUAAAAAAAAAACCAGCCCCAGUCAAAAUAAACAAAACUGAGCAGGGUGGCUCAUGUCAGUCAUUCCAGUACUUGGCAGGCUAAUGACCAUAAGUUGAAGGCCAUCCUGGGCUACAUGAGGAAUUCCAGGGCAGCCUGUGGCUAUGUGAAAUGGUCACAAAAAUAAGUAUAUAAACAGAUGAAACACAGAACCUGGGAUUUAUGUAUUCCAAUAGGACAUUGGAUAUAUACAGCCAACCAACAAUGACUGAGCAAUUUUCAUGGCUCUGUGCAUCCAGAGGCAAUGAAAUACAGGUGGGGUUUCACCAUGUAGUCAAGGCUGGCCUUGACUGUCCUGUGCAGCCCAGGUUGACUACCAGCUUCUUGAUCGUCUUUGGCUCAACCUCCCCAGUGCUGGAAUCACAGCUGUGUAACACCACACAUAUAAGCAGGUUGCCCAGCUGGAAGAGAGGACGUGUGGCUGGUAUAGAGUCCAGCGGUGAUGGUGAUAUGUCUUCCUUCUCCUCUGAAGGUGACAGAUGUUGCUGGAAACACCAGCAGUGUGCGGGGCACAUCAUCCACCCCUUCUCGGACUGUGGCCAUCACAACCGGCAGAUACACACCAUCAGCCCCUGCGACUGUGAAUUUAGGCUGAAGGACUGCUCAGAGAAGACAAAAAAUGGCAGCUCCCGAGAUGUAGGCCCGACCUGCUCCAGAGAUGAGGGCUCAAACUGCUUCAACAUCAUCCAUGCCCCUUGCUUUGAACUCAUCCCAGAGGAGGAGGAGUGUGUGGACCGGAUCUGGUACAGCUGGUGCGAAAGCUACAAGCCCAUCUCUGUGGCAGUAAUCCACCAUCCCAUCUACCCUGACUGUAGAGCAAAUGACCUAAAUGAGGAUGAGGAUUAUGAAGAGACCCUGCUUCCCACCCCAACUCAGCUGUGUCCUGUACCUACUAACCCAGACAUCAGGUCUGUAGCCACACCUCCUAACCAAGACACCGGGUCAGUCUCUGGGGUCCCCGACUCAGCAGCGCCCAUCACCAUCUGGCGUUCUGAGAGCCCCACAAAGUGUCAUGAGAGCAAGGUCAUCCAGAAGAUAAAGAAAAAGGAGAAAGAGAAAGAAAAAGAAAAAAAGAAAGAGAAGGACAAGGAGGAUGAGAUGGUGGAUGAGAAGGUAGAGGUGAAGAAAAAAACCAAGAAGGGCAAGUUAAUUAAGAAGAAAUGCCCAGUGAAGUCAGAGUCUUCCCCUCCAGACCUGAGCACAUCACUGAGCCCAAGAGAUCUAGCCAGGACAUCAGAAUCCAGCCCUGAAAGCAGGGAAGAGCUGGGGAGCGAGGACAGUUAUGAUCGGGUUAAAGAGGGGCCCUCCAGUGAAGAGAUUGUAGAGGCAUCAUCAUCGCCCAGGAAGAGAGAGAAGAGCACUGCCAAAAAGAGUGGGACAAAGACCUUACAAACACGGAAAAUAACCAAGAGAAAAUCUCCCCCAGCAUUCAACCCCAAUCUCAGUUGAGGCCUGGGCAACCAGAGUUAAAUAAAUCAAGCCUGUAACUGAC